AAAUGCUCGGACCUAAAGUAAGGUAACACGGAACCAGUCAGAUGAGAAAAGUGACCGCGGGUUUCAUUACAACAUGGUCGGGCUCUUUAGUGUUUAAUAACAUGUUACUACCGUCAGAAGAUCAAUGAAGUUGCAUUUCUCCAUGUGGGAAGAGCCUUCUUUAGCUUGUUUCACACAGUCAGAUACUAACUGAGAUUUAGCCAGCACUCGGUUGCAUCACUCUAUCGCUGGGCUUUACUUAGUUUUGGUCGGAAAUGUCAUUAAGAAGUAGAAUGUUGCUGCAGAGGGUUCUGUUUGCUCUAAAAGCUCACAAUGUUCGGUACCGUCAGACCUCAGGAGCGGGGAGUGUUCUGUGGGAGACUCCAGUGAGACCAUUGUGUUGCUCAAACAGGCGUCACGCGCCUGCACCUGCCUCCACCGUUUGCUCUGAUUUGCUGCUAGGUCCCAGCAGCCUGUCAUUCAGAAGUCACACCUGUGGGGAGCUCAGAUCAGAUCACGUGGGUCAGAAGGUCACUCUGUGUGGCUGGGUCCAGUACCUCAGACAAGACUUAUUUGUCAUCCUGAGAGACUUUAGUGGCUUGACACAAGUUUUAAUCCCUCAAGAAGAGUCUGCAAACAAUCUGAAAGCAGCGCUGUGUGGCCUGGCUGUGGAGUCUGUCGUCAAGGUUACAGGAACAGUCAGAAAAAGACCAGCAGGACAGGAGAACAAGUUGAUGCCAACAGGAGAAAUAGAGAUUCUGGCUCAGAACUUGGAGGUUUUUAAUAUUUGUCGGAAGCUGCCCUUUGAGAUGAAAGAGUUUGUCAAAAAAUCGGAGGCUUUGCGGAUGCAGUAUCGGUACCUGGCCCUACGGUCGUCACAGAUGCAGAAGAAUCUCAGACUCAGAUCUCAGCUGGUGAUGAAGAUGAGGGAAUAUCUCUGUAAUGUGCACGGAUUUGUGGAUGUGGAAACACCCACCUUGUUCAAAAGAACUCCGGGGGGGGCAAAAGAAUUUGUGGUUCCUUCCAGAGAACCGGGUUUGUUCUACUCUCUGCCACAGAGUCCCCAGCAGUUUAAACAGCUCCUGAUGGUGGCAGGUGUAGACAGGUACUUCCAGAUCGCUCGGUGCUACAGAGACGAAGGCUCCAAACCAGACCGGCAGCCAGAGUUCACACAGGUGGACAUAGAGAUGUCUUUCGUGGACCAGGCAGGGAUCAUGGCUCUGGUGGAGGGAAUGCUCCAGUUCUCCUGGCCUGCAGAAAAAGGACCGCUUCAGGUUCCUUUCCAGGUGAUGACGUAUAACGAAGCCAUGAGGGACUACGGCGUGGACAAGCCUGACACCAGAUUUAACAUGAAGCUGAUCGACCUCAGUGAGGUUUUCUCAUCCACUAAAAUAGAGUUCCUCAGGUCAGCUCUCAGCCAAUCAGAAGGUUCCAUUCAGGCCAUCUGUGUGCCAAGUGGAGCGAAACAUUUUACUGGAAAAGAUCUGGAUGUGCUGAAGCAAACAGCCAAGGCUCAGUUUGGACAGGAGCUGAGCCUGGUGCUGGUCAGGGACGAUGGUACAUUAAAGUCCCCUCUGAAGAAGCUGCUAUCUGUUCCUGAAACAGAAAAUCUGCUGAGUAGAGCUGAAGCCAAGCCUGGAGACCUGCUGCUGAUAGCAGCCGGAUCCCUCCGUGUUGUGCUCCCACUGCUUGGUAAUCUUCGUCUCCAGUGUGCUCAGCUCCUUGAGUCUCAUGGCCUUUCACUCCGAGACCCCUCUGCCUUCCACUUCCUGUGGGUUGUGGAUUUCCCGCUUUUCUUACCCAAAGAAGAUAAUCCAGAGGAGCUGGACUCGGCUCAUCAUCCUUUUACUGCUCCACGUACAGAGGACACGGACCUACUCCUGUCAGAGCCACACAAGGUGCGCGGGCAGCACUAUGACCUGGUGUUGAACGGCUGUGAGAUUGGAGGAGGCUCCAUUCGUAUUCAUAAAGCAUCGCUGCAGCUUCACGUGUUGAAGAAUAUCCUCAAGGAGGACCCAAGUCUCCUUUCUCACCUGCUAGAGGCCCUUGAUUCAGGAGCACCACCUCAUGGAGGCAUUGCUCUGGGUUUGGAUCGGCUGGUUUCCGUUGUGGUUGGAGCUUCCAGCAUCCGUGACGUUAUUGCCUUCCCCAAGUCGUUCCGGGGUCAUGACCUCAUGAGCCACGCCCCCGACACGGUCUCUGAGGAGGAGCUGAAGCCCUACCAUAUUUCUAUCAAAUGGCCAACAGAACAGAGAGGAGGAGGAGGAGGAGGAGGAUCAGCCGGGAAAUGAGAAGAUGAUAGACUCAUAUCAGAAAUGUUGAUGAAAAGGAGACAUACUGACUUGAAGAGUGCAACACUGACCAUCCUGUUGCUCAGAAGAGAAAAGGAGAGAAAUAAGAGCUUGUGGAAAAGAUAAUGUGUGUAAUUAGUAAUAGUUGGAAAUAAUAUAUUUGGAGCAAAGUGGAAUUCUGAAACACAGGAAGUAGCUAAAAACUACACUUUCUGUUAUUUAUUAUUCACACAAGGAUUUAUAAAAGCAAACUUUUCUAUAAAACUUCUAUCUAAAGACCCAA
Nothobranchius furzeri (turquoise killifish) is the source of this 2553-nucleotide messenger RNA. RefSeq names its product aspartyl-tRNA synthetase 2, mitochondrial (gene dars2). Gene Ontology annotation, cellular component: cytoplasm. Lineage: Eukaryota; Metazoa; Chordata; Actinopteri; Cyprinodontiformes; Nothobranchiidae. Gene Ontology annotation, molecular function: aspartate-tRNA ligase activity; nucleic acid binding; ATP binding. The record is from RefSeq and is a predicted model, not a curated record. Gene Ontology annotation, biological process: aspartyl-tRNA aminoacylation.